GAACGUUUCGGUUCCUUCACUUGUGAAAUUCAUUAUCACUUUAUUCUCUUGUAUUAUUCUCACUUCACAUUAUUUUCUAUGGCCGACGCAGCUUCCGGUUCAACAGAUAAAUCUGUGCAAGUCAAACUCGUUCUUCUAGGGGAAGCUGCAGUUGGAAAGUCUUCAGUAGUGCUUCGUUUUGUGUCGGACGAAUUCCAAGCCAACAAGGAGCCGACGAUUGGUGCUGCCUUCUUAACACAGAAAUGCCGACUUGAAGACCGAGUGUUGCGCUAUGAGAUUUGGGAUACCGCUGGUCAGGAACGAUUUCAUUCAUUAGCGCCCAUGUAUUACCGCAACGCUCAGGCCGCUGUCGUUGUAUACGAUAUCACAAAGGCAUCUAGUUUGGAUAAGGCCAAGUCAUGGGUUAAGGAGCUCCAGCGUCAGGCAAAUCCAAACAUUGUUAUCGCUCUUGCCGGUAACAAGCUCGAUCUUGUCCAACCCUCAACCUCGCAGUCAGGAACCCCCUCGUCUGAAUCAGAAGACGAGGCCGACGACGCCACAGCGACACCUGGAGAGACUCCUUCCUCGCCUGGAGAACCGGAAAGUCUGAGGCAGGUGCCUAGAGAUGAGGCGCAAGCUUACGCAACUGAGGCUGGUUUACUCUUCUUUGAGACAAGUGCCAAAACAGGAGAGGGCAUCGUGGAUAUCUUCACGGAAAUUGCUAAAAAGAUUCCUAUCGAACAUAUUUUAGCAGCAGGGGGCGGUGUUCGCCGUCCAGGUGCUCCCGGUGGACGAUCAGGCAACGCACAAGAAGGUGCUGUGAAUUUAGAAGAGAAUGCCAACAAACCGAAGGAUGCUUGCAACUGUUAGAAGAUUGAUUGUUAUCCUCCCAUCCACACUAUAUCAUGGAUUUCUUCCUCUAUUAGUUUAUGAUUUUACGGCGUCUGUCUCCCAUUUCAUUGCCACAUUUUUCCUGCUUCUCAUUUCUUUUGCGUUGAAUGACAUACGUACAUGUAAUGUGUCCUUGAAAUGACCGAACCAUCUAUCUACAAGUUACCUCGGCUCGAAAGUUUCAAGAGGUAAAGAUUCUGCCUUUGGGAGACUAAAUGCACAUGGAAUUCGUUCAUUAUAGUGUUCAAUACAUUACAUCGUUGGUACAUUGAUUGGC
Lentinula edodes (shiitake mushroom) is the source of this 1147-nucleotide messenger RNA. RefSeq names its product GTP-binding protein ypt5. The coding region runs from base 79 to 849 and encodes 256 amino acids. The transcript is spliced from 5 exons. The record is from RefSeq and is a predicted model, not a curated record. Lineage: Eukaryota; Fungi; Basidiomycota; Agaricomycetes; Agaricales; Omphalotaceae. Gene Ontology annotation, molecular function: GTP binding; GTPase activity.